Messenger RNA from Sinocyclocheilus anshuiensis, 333 nucleotides. Its product is annotated as receptor-type tyrosine-protein phosphatase U-like. The record is from RefSeq and is a predicted model, not a curated record. Gene Ontology annotation, cellular component: membrane. The annotation marks the transcript as partial. The transcript is spliced from 2 exons. NCBI's taxonomy places the organism in Eukaryota, Metazoa, Chordata, Actinopteri, Cypriniformes, Cyprinidae.
CUUGUCAGGUUAAGCAGGAAGCACGUAUCCCUGGCUGUUUAAGGUUUUUAAUGAGAGGAAGUCACGGACUUGCAUCAAGACCGAUAACAUGUUUUGCUUCUCUCUUCUCUCGGCAGCGGGCUGCACGUUUGAUGAGGACUCCGACCCCAGUCUGUGCGAGUUCAGCCAAGGGGAGGAGGAUGACUUUGAUUGGCAGCUGUUCCGCAAUCAUGCCUCGCCACACUCCACCUCUGAUCUCCUGCGCGUUUCACACCGUGGACCUGUCCAUCUCGGAUGGCCUCCUACUGGCCUCAUCAGUGACAGCCGGAAAGAUGGCCCCCAUCGCAGCAUGCU